Molecule: messenger RNA, 2986 nt
Organism: Tachysurus fulvidraco (yellow catfish)
Lineage: Eukaryota; Metazoa; Chordata; Actinopteri; Siluriformes; Bagridae
Gene: smpd2b
Product: sphingomyelin phosphodiesterase 2b
Exons: 11
Coding region: 212-1495 (427 amino acids)
Cellular component (GO): cytoplasm
Molecular function (GO): sphingomyelin phosphodiesterase activity
Source: RefSeq, a predicted model, not a curated record
CGACGUCACCCAGACCCGGAAACAGCAGGGUAAUGAAUCGGAGUCUGUUAUGCGUCUGUGAUGUGACAGCUCACGUUACAAUAGCGGAAACAUCUCAAGUCUACCACAUCGUUUAUAGCGGAUAAAAAAAAAUUUCCAGCUUUUUCAACUUGAAAAGGCAUUUUUUCUGCAGAGGGGAUCACACUUCUCUCACAAUCCUGUGACAGCAGUCAUGCCUCUAAGACUACGUAUCUUCUCUCUCAACUGCUGGGGAAUCCGUUACCUUAGUAAGCACCGCACUGAGCGAUAUGUCAUGAUUGGAGAUCUGCUAAGCAAGGAGCAGCAUGACGUGGCAUUACUGCAGGAGGUUUGGAGUGAAAAAGACUUCUACUUCUUGAAAACGAAGCUUAGCAGCACACUCCCUUAUUCCCAUUAUUUUAAAAGUGGAUUUUUUGGAAGUGGACUGGCGGUCUUUUCCAGGCACAGAAUCCAUGAUGUCUUUCUCUACAAAUACUCCUUAAAUGGUUACCCCUACAUGGCCCAUCAUGGAGACUGGUUUGGGGGUAAAGCUGUUGGGAAAUUACUGCUGAAUAUCAGUGGGUUGAUGGUGCAUGUCUACGUCACUCAUCUGCAUGCUGAGUAUUCCAGAGAACAAGAUUCCUAUCUCCCUCACAGAGUGGUGCAAGCCUGGGAACUCCAAAACUUUAUACGACACACAUGUGCUGGGGCAGAUGUAGUGAUAUUAGGGGGAGAUUUGAACAUGCAUCCUGAAGACCUCGGUGUAAAAUUGCUGCGCAGCUACGCUGGACUUCGGGACUGCUUUAUUGAGACAGCUAGCUUUGAAGGAUGUGAACAUGGAUUCACCCAUAUAACAGACAACCCAUUCACAAAUACUCGUGAACUUAGUCCAUUUGGAGGAGGAAUCCGUAUCGAUUACAUCUUAUUCAAGGGAUCAGGGAGAGUGGAGGUGAGCUGUAAUUCUAUGUCCACUACUAAGGGCUUCGUUCCUGGGUAUGACUUCCCUUACUCAGACCAUGAAGCUCUUAGCACUGAGCUUCUGCUUUGCCCUUUAAAAGAUGAGAAGAGAGAAACAGACUGCAAUGCAGCCAGUCUUUCUGAGCUGAUAAACACUGUGACAGAGGCUCGUACGGAGGUGAAGGUAGGCCUGCACUGUGCUGAGCGCAUGCGCCACACGGCUGCACGCACAGGGUUUAUGGGCCUGGCCUUGCUGCUGCUGGAGAUGGCCAUAGCUGCUGUGCCAGUAUUCUCGCUCGGAGCUGAAAAGCCUUUCCCCAAAGCUUCUUUCUACCUACUGGGGGCACUAUGCUUUGCCAUCCUUCUCUCUGCUCUCUUCCUGUACAUUUUUUACAGCAUGGAGGUGAAGUCCCUAGAAGGUACAGAGGACCAGAUGAGGCUUGCAGUAGGUAGCCUGCAAGAACAACUGAAGGAGCUACCUAAGGUUAUAGAUGAGGACGAUUCUCAAAGGGAGCCUGACGCUGUAGAACCAGAAGACUGAAUAACCAAGAUUCAAGAUUCAAAAUGUGAACACUUAACUAAAUGUCUUGGGCAUUUCCCACCUGUGUGCACAAGUUUAAGCUGAACUACACUCCAGAGCAUUCUGAUCGUAUCUGCCUCGUUUUGGAUAGUUACAAAUCUGACUGGUAGACCUCAUUCUCUCUAUGCUCCCAAUCACACCUCCCAAUUUGAGACGCAAGUGUCUGCUCCUCAUAGCUACUUUCAUUGUCUAAUGUUUCGUUCAUUUAAGUUUUGUUAACAGACCACCAUAUGUUUUGACCAGUCUGUAAAGAUUAAUGUAAAAUUAUUUGCGAGACAAUUGAAAAGAAAUGCAGCAGAAAAUCAGCAUAAUUAAUGGAAACAUUUGACCAGCAAAAAUUAUUUAUGUUAAUUUAUAUUUAUAUUAAUUUAUAUUAAUUCUAUUCGUUUAUGUAAUCACAAAUGAUCACUGAGGACAUGUUCAAAAUGGCAGGUGUGAGCGAGUGGCUAUUCAUCUCUGCUGUGUACUUGUGAUUCAAUCACACAGGUCACAUGUUAAUGCCAGCUGUGAGUGGGGCAUAUCUCUUACUGACUUUCUUACUUGAGUAGGCUAUAUAUUCUUGACAAAAGGGAGUUAUUAGCACCACAAGCCAAAAAGUUUUGGCAGUUUUUAUUAAUAAAACUAUGUGUGCGUCAUAGUGAUGAGUUUGCAGACCAGCAUAUAACUAAAGGAUAGGUGUCUGUCUCAGGAAUUUGAUUGGACCAAUUAUCUUGCUUGGUCACAAAUGGAGAACAAUAAUCAAGAAUAUCACUGAAAGAUAAUAGUAACCGAAUUGUAAGCAAUAACACUGUAUAAGCAAAUAUAUACCACAGCCCUGCUGAAUUCUCUAUUUUGAUUGGUCAGAAUGGGUUGCUUAAUUUCCAUUAUCACCCUGCUGUUUAUUAUUUUCCUAUAACAGCACACCCCAUCAUGUUUAUCCCUUUUACACGUUCAUGUCACAUAAGAAAAAUUUUAUUUAUUGUAGCACGUAAGGCGUAUAUGCUUUUUACAUUGCCAUUAAUGUUUUUUUUUAUUAAUUUAACUAACAACAGAUUUGAUUUAUCAGGCCCAGAAGAUAUACUGUAUAUCUAAUAGAAGGUGAUUCUAAGAACCACUAAUUUCCUUUACAUUAGUUUAAUGGCCUAAUGAUUUCUGAUUAACACCUGUAUUUGAUGUUUACACAAACUUUAAUAAACUAAAACUACACAUGUGAAUUUAUGUCUUAAAAUAACUUAACUCUGUACUGUAAUCACUCACUCCUAUGUAAUCACUUGACCAUGUACACCUACCACAAUAUCACUUUCAUGUAAACGUGUUUGUAUACCUCAUAUAUCUCCGUACACAUAUAGUAUUGUCUGCUUUCUGUAAACCCUAUAUGCAUUACAUUUUACUCACUCAUCUGAGUAUGAUUUCAGUUGUUUCAACAGAUGCAGUUUUUUAGAUGAAAUAAAUUAUUCUUAUUAAAAAUGCAAA